Pichia kudriavzevii is the source of this 2985-nucleotide messenger RNA. RefSeq lists its product as uncharacterized. Gene Ontology annotation, biological process: carbohydrate metabolic process; peptidoglycan turnover. The record is from RefSeq and is a predicted model, not a curated record. The transcript has a single exon. NCBI's taxonomy places the organism in Eukaryota, Fungi, Ascomycota, Pichiomycetes, Pichiales, Pichiaceae. The coding region runs from base 1 to 2985 and encodes 994 amino acids. Gene Ontology annotation, molecular function: hydrolase activity, hydrolyzing O-glycosyl compounds; acyltransferase activity, transferring groups other than amino-acyl groups.
AUGUUACAAAAUUCAAGAGAAAUAGGGAAACUUCUCUUUGCGGGGCUCAGGGAGAAGUAUUUUACAAGUGAAUGUGAUGCGGCCACGUUGAUGAGAAACCACCAUGUACGGUGUUUUAUCUUGCAAAUACAUAACUUUGUAAGUAUUGAGCAAUUUAUGAGAUUAAUCAAUGAUUUACAAGGAUAUGCCUAUAAGAUGCAGUUUGAUUCACCUUUAAUCAUAGCUAUAAAUGAAGAAACAUACAACUUUUUAACUAGAGUAGUACAGAUUAAAGAGCUAACGUUAUUUCCAACAUAUAUGGCAUUAACGGCUACCCGUGACAUAAAUAAGAUAUUCGAUGUUGGGAAAGCAAUGGGUAUUGAAUUGAAGUCAAUAGGCAUAAAUAUGGUGUUUGGCCCAAGUUUGGAUAUUUGUUCUAAAGUUGUGAUGGACGUGAUUGGGACUAACAGUUUUGGUGUAAACCCUGACGAGGUUAUAAGAUUUGGCGGAGCUUUUCUCUAUGGACUCAAGGAGGGCGGUCUUAUUACCAAUGUUGGGCAUUUUCCUGGAAUUGGUAAAAGCUAUGUUCAUAGAAUUGGUGAAGUCCCAGUCCUAUUGGAUUCAUUGUCAGCAUUAGAGAGUUUCAAUUGUUUACCCUUUAAAAAAAUCAUUGAGCAUAAUUUAGUCGAUUCAGUAUUGGUAUCUACAGUUUUAAUACCUAAUGCAGUGAGUAAAGAUGCUAAUGCUUGCUUAAAUCCCAAAAUAGUUGAUGGAAUGUUAAGAAAUGAUAUGAACUUCGAUAAAUUGGUUAUUGCGGAAAAUAUAGAGGUUCAAGAUCUGUAUGUGAAGUAUGGUAUAGGCCAAGCAGCCUCAAUAGCCAUUGCUUAUGCGCAUUGUGACAUGGUCAUGGUAGUCUCUAACUUUGAAUAUCAACUGGAAGCAUUGGAAUAUUUAAGUAAAGCAUUUUCUGAUGGAAAUUAUCAAUCAACUUUAAUUAAUGCAAUCAGGAGAAUUGAUGAAUUCUUAGGUAAGGUAUCUUGGUCAGAUGAUAAUAUCAAAGUAAAUAGUAUAAUUUUGGAUGAGCAUAGAGAGUUGGCCAUCACAGCUUUCAAGAAAUCGAUUACUCUGGUUAAAAACUUGGAAAACUUAAUACCACUGAAACACUAUAAUAAUCCAAGUAAUAAUAUUUUUGGCAGUUCAGAAGUUCUAACAUUUACACCAAAUUUGAAUGAGACAUAUAGGAAAGUGGUAAAGCUUCUUAAAAGUGGUAAUGAUAAGCAUGGUAUUAGUGCUUCUAACAUAGUAUACACUACCAAAAGAUUUACCAGUGAUAUAAAGAGAAAAAUUGCUGGGUCUUGGAUGGUUAUACUUUUUGCUGAUGACUUGUGUUCGAAUCACUAUAUACUUGAUUUGAUUAAAGAAAUAAAUGACUGUUUAACUUCUAGUCAACAUUUGGUGGUUGUAUCUGCUGAUUCGCCCUAUUAUUUUUUUAAUGAUGAAUCUUUGGUGCCUACAUUUAUAUGCACAUAUGGUGAUUCUUAUGAAGCUUUAAAACUGGUUCCGGAAUUAAUAUUUGGGAACUAUGAAGCAUGUGGCGUUAUCCCGGGAGAAAUAAACAAAGAAAAGGAUUUUCAGGGUGUUCUCAGUGAAUUAUCAAAUAGUGAAUAUACAAAUGGAAACGAUAGGUCAAAAUUUGAAAUAUUAUUAAACAAACCAAGUCGAAAGGAAAUUGAUAUAGAUGAAUCAUACAAAAUGACACUACAGGCUGGUGAAUUGAAUACCAGCACAAAAAUGAAAAUAAAAUCCUGGGUGGUCGAAGAAUUUGAUGGUACUCGAGAUUCUUCCUUGUUCAAUAUGCUUAAAUCCAGUAUAGUUAGUAAUUCCAAUCGUUUGAUUGAUUUAGAUAUGUUUACUAGAACUUGGGAGUUUACGGAAUAUUUCAGUGAUUUCUAUAAAACUUUUGUUGUCCGAAACCCAACAUUAAAUUUGGUUUAUGGAAUGGUCGUGGUUAUAGUCGAUGAUAUCAGUAAAAUUGGACAUAUCUGUUAUAUGAUGGUUAGUAAAGGUAAGCGAAGACAAGGUGUGGGUGAAGCAUUACAUCAACAUGCUAUUAAGUAUAUGACAAUUGAUAGAAAUUGUACAACAAUUCUACUGGGAUGUACUUUCCCUAUGUUUAGCAUUUUCCCACCAAACAUUAUAGACGAGAUAUUUACCGUUCUGGAGUAUCUGCGAACGAAAAAUCAAUUUAACCUUGAUGUUGAUGAUGUAUCGAUGCAGCUAAUUGGGUUUUUCAAGUCAUUUGGUUGGAGUUAUACGAGGCAGAACAAAGGCUUGUGUCAGCUAAGCAGGAAGAUACUGAUGAUAUUGAACUACAAGGAUUGGACUUUCCCCAUGAAAGACAACAGUUACGAAUUCUUGCAAAAUGUAAUUGAUCUAAGCAUCAGGUUUGAUAUCGAAGAUGACGCCACUAGCGGGUUCAACGUCACUUUAAAAAAGCUGAGAAAUGGCGAAUUCGAUGAUUAUGAAGAGAUGUUAUUUCCUCAAAUGUAUUCUGCUACAAAACUAGUUAUCGAACACGAGCUAAAAGAAGUUGCACAAGGGUUCAAGCGAAACACGUUUUGCAUAUAUGCAAGAAUAAAUGGGGUUAUAUGUGGGGGAUGUAUAGUGUACACCAGCCAUAGUAGGCUAUCUCUAUUCUAUCCAUUCAUUGAACAUGUGAAGGGUAGUACGGAUGAAGUUAUUGCAGGAAUCACGGGGUUCUUCAUAAACUAUAAAACUGAAAAUGGCAAUAAAACUGGCAGAGGCAACAUCAAUGACAAUGAACUGAUCAAGUUGGGAAUUUUAUCAGCGUGCAUUGAGAUUUUGCACUCUUUGGGUAUUGACAAAUGCCUCUUGCAUAAUAUCCACAAGGAUGACAAUGAGUUAUACAGGGAUUGUGGAUUUCAAACCUUCUUGGAAUACUGUGCUUGUUACGGUAGUAAACAAGCAUUUGAAUGGAUUGUUUGA